AUGACCUUCUUGCUUGCGGCGAGCGAGCUGGAUUUGCAAGAGGCUGCCACAGCUGAGAAGUUAAAACCCCUCCACAAGGUUCUGGACAGAUGCUGGAUGAUUCCCUGCCAUAUGAGCUUCGAUAUGGAUAUGGCCCAUCGAUCAUAUCGGAACCUGACAUUGUCCUACCGUGGUUCAGAGCGACAGAGUCCAAAUUGCCUGCAAUUGGCAUUGAGAUUCUCAAGAAUUAUGGAGCAGCGUUCUCAUGAGGGUCUCCACAUGCCAUCAGCCAGCACAGAAGAACGUCUUCGCUCUGUGGUGUCAGAAUUCCACAGUUCACCUGGCCUGAGCGCCAAGCACCGCUUGGAUGAGGAGAAGUUCCGCAGUGUCUACAACAUGAUUGCAGGAACCUGCCCUGAACCUCGGGAAGUGCUCCAGAAGCAUACUGACCAUGUCAAAUGGUCCCUUUGCGCCUUCUCGACGGAGCAGCUGAAGGGACAACGCUGGAUGGUGGGCACUAUGCCCAAGAACUGCUCUGGCGAUCUCAAGCGCGCCUUGACAGUGACGGAGCAGUCCCAAACGAUGCACUUUCGUUUGGUCAUCCAUUGCUACACUGAGAGUGGCAGACGCUUGAGGGCAAGCUCAAGGGCGAGAGCACGAUGGUCAGGCUCAGCAUUCGAUUCUCACUGUGAUGUGGCAUGCAUCUACUCCUUUCUCCUGGAUGAGGGGCGUCAAUUGAGCACUUGGACCCCUGAAAAGGAAGCUGCAGUGCUGAAAGCCUUCUACCAGAGGGACUACAUGCAAGAGAUCGAGGCCUCCGUUGUGGCACGAUUGUCAACCUGGAAGCCUCAACAUCUAGGCAUUUGGGUUGACAUCAUUGAACCUCCGGCGACACCUGUCAAAGUGGCCAGUGCCAGCGAAUUGAUGGAGCUGGAAGAUGAAGCUCAAGCUGCCAGAUUUCGUGAAGUUCGCACCAAGUUGGCAGCUGAUGUCGCGAGCAUGUGCGAGUUCAACAGCGCCAAAGAGGACGCAAGCCGAAGAUCCCAUGUUGUGAAGGUUAUGCACGAGAAGAGCCAGGUUGAGGCUGGCAAGGAGCUCUGUGAGACCUAUAUGGAGCGAUGCUGCCGGGUCUCAUUACUUUGCGACAAGGGUUGGGUAGAUCCAAGCAUGGACUCCAUGGUUCGUGCUGCUGCUGCACACCACAAGGUCUCUGCGCAUGAGCUGGACAGCAUCUUGUAUGUGGACUGCACGAAGUUGGGAGUGCUGAGUCAAACCACCAUCAAUGCUGUGGGUGAGCUUGCAGAGCGCGUGCUCUUCAAAAACCCAUCUUGCAAUGUCAUGGUCUUGAUCCCUCCGCUCCUGAUUGGAACAGAUGCUGGAGGUUCCCUUCGUCGAGAUAUGAGGCGUUUGGAGGACAAACUACUAUGUCACAAGGUGGAGUUGAGGCCAUGGACCCUGAACCUCUGCCUGGAGCAGCUGCAUCAGAACAGAGAGCUACCUGGUGCAUUCUUGUGCUACUUGGGAGUUGCUGACCACACCCUACCGCAGCGUGGGGUCGCUCACCGAACAGUCCGCGGCGCACCCGAGGCUGAAAGCCAGGUGAACGUGUUCUGCACCUCUUCCUUAUGGCAACGGCAGGUGCUGCAAGACUUUCCUGCGGCCAUCCAAGAAAAGGAGUUUGUGGUGCCGUCUGACUCACUAUUGAGUCACCAGGAGCGACGCAACCUCACCGACCUACAGGAGACCUCUCAAUGGUUGGGGGGCAUUGGUGUGCCACGGGCUGUGCUCAAGUCGCUCAUGAGUGGUGUGAAGGGCAGCUUUGGCCAAGUGGUCAUUCAUCCAACGGCAUACGAUGGCUGCGUGGAGUUGGCCGCAUGGAAGCAAGGGCAGGCCCCAAUGGACAAGCAGCAGCUGAAGUACAAACCCAAUGCUGCCAGCGAUGAUCUACCAAAGAAUCCAGAACCACCUGCUCUCAAACUUUGCCAGCUGGUUGAUGGCAGUCGGCUGCAAAUUCCCACUGACGUGAGGACGCAUUUCAUGCAGUGCCCAUUGUUUGGGCCAGAGUGGCGUGGCAUUGUCAAACAAUUUGACAAGGACUGGGGCAUUGCGGUGGCAACACCAACACCGGCCGGAGAAAAUGGCGCUCCUGGAGGUUCGCCUGCUCCCCUUCCUUCACCUGUCAAGAAGGAAGAGGUCAAGAUCAAGAUGAAGGUCGAUGAGUCUGCCUUCAAGUGGGAAACUGCAUUUCCGGGAUGUCCUACCACCUUGUCUCAACUCAAGGGCAAGUUUGCGGAGGGCGAGCUCAGUGAGAUGGUCGGGAUGACCCCUACAUCAUCCUUCUACCUGGCACCUGGACCGCAGUUGUAUGUGGUGGCGAAAGAACCGCUUCAUUUGAAAGCAUUGGAAGGCGCAGUCAUCAGUCAUGGGGCGGGGUCCUGGUUGACAGGUGACAAAGCCACCAAGUUUGUCACCAAUUCUCCGGACCGUGGAGUUCCCUGUCGUCUUGAGUCCGAUGAACUCCCUGCAGUAUUCGAGGAUGCUGGAUCUGAUGGCCCAAUCACGACCAUCCGCUUGAUGCUGCAAACCCUAGAGCGGAAAGGGCAUGUUGACUACUCUGUUGGUGGUCACACUUGCAGCCGACCACCAUCCGUCCAGCAAGGCACCUCCACCACAGACUUCUUUGAGCUGAAGCCUGAUGAGACGCUUCUGUGGCGUCCGCAGGCGAUCCAAGCGAAGAAUCUCAAGGGGACAAACAUUGCAUCCCACUUUGCCUACUCAAUGCUGGACAAAUCACCACUGCAGUUGGUUUGGCGAUUCAGAUUCUACCCUUCGGAGCGAAUUGUGGCAGCGGCAAAGCCACUUUGGUAUUUGCCAGUGGACUUGAAGCUGGUGAAGGAUGGCUGCCAGCGAAUCAUCUAG
Messenger RNA from Durusdinium trenchii, 2898 nucleotides. The record is from the annotation of a GenBank genome assembly. Lineage: Eukaryota; Dinophyceae; Suessiales; Symbiodiniaceae.